CCGGAGCAGCCCUCGGAGCCGGCGCAGGGAGCCAUGGCCCCUGCGGAGCGGGAGAGGUACGUCCGGUUCUCGGGCCCGGGGGAGCCGGCGGAGGAAGAGGAGGCGGCAGGGCCGGCGGACGGCGGGCGCUGCGGCGGGGCCGGAGCCGCCCUGCGCUGGUGCAUCACCGGGGCGCUGUGCGCGGCGUUCCUGGGGUUGGGGAUGAGCAUCGCGGUGCUGGGUCCCACCUUCCCUAACCUGGCCGCCAACGUCGGCAAGAACGUCAGCGACAUCUACUACAUCUUCGUGGGCCGGUCCCUAGGAUACCUGGGCGGGUCUGUGAUCGGCGGGGUGCUCUUCGACUGCAUGAACGCCAGUCUCCUGCUUGCAUUAUCCAUGGUUGCAACAACGGUUGGUCUUUAUGGGAUACCCUGGUGUAAGGACUCCCUGCUGUUAACUGCCUUGAUGUCAGUUAUUGGAGGCUCCAUGGGAAUUCUGGACACAGGUGGCAAUGUACUGGCACUGAAUACCUGGGGAGCAGAGGCUGGGCCACACAUGCAGGCCUUACACUUCAGUUUUGCUGUCGGUGCAUUUGUGGCUCCAAUCCUGGCUAAAAUGGCCUUGGGAGGUUCUGAAUCUAAAGAACUUCCAGUGGUUGAAAAGACAAACCAAUCUGUCCUGAAGUCUGUGCCAACAGCAUCAGCUCCAUCAGCUACACCAGCACUGCAAGACCAUCUUGAGGAAGACUUUUUGUGGUCCUAUGUUGUCAUAGGGACCUAUCUUCUCUUAGUUUCCCUCUUCCUUUUUGUUUUGUAUUCAAAGGGCAGCUCAGCUCGAGACAAAUCAAAGACUUCUCUGGAGAAGGACAAGCUUGCCAAAUACCACUAUGCUCUAAUUGGUCUCCUGUUCACGUUCUUUCUUUUCUAUGUGGGAGCAGAGGUCACUUAUGGCUCUUAUGUAUUUACUUAUGCAGUGGUCUUUGCUGAGAUGAAAGAAAGUGAAGCAGCUGCUUUGAAUUCUGUCUUCUGGGGUACGUUUGCUGCUUGCAGAGGACUGGCAAUAUUUGGUGCUGCUUUCUUGUACCCUGGCACCAUGAUCACACUCAGUCUUGCAGCAUCUGCUGUCUCCUCUUCAGCCUUGGCCUUCUUUGCACAUUACCGAGCCUCCCUGUGGGGGGGAACUGCCGUGUAUGGAGCAUCAAUGGCUUCUGUCUUCCCCAGUGGCAUUUCCUGGAUAGAACAGUACACAGUCGUGGAAGGAAAAUCGGCUUCUCUGUUUGUGGUCGGUGCUGCGCUGGGUGAGAUGUGCAUUCCUGCUGUGGUGGGGUAUCUCCAAGGCAAGUUUCACCACGUUCCUGUGGUUAUGUACGCUGCCUUCGUGUCUUCUGUAAUGACAGUUGUACUCUUCCCAGUGAUGUACAAAUUGGCCACCUCUCCCCGUGAGAAUGACUUGAAAGAAGUGAGUGACAACGAGACCCGGAAAGCUUUGUUGUCAAACUCAAGGCUUACUGAGGAUGAAGAGGAUGAGGAUGAUGAUGAGGAUGUGAGAGAGUGGAACGAAGCAGACUUUGAGGUAAUAGAAAUGAAUGACAAGCUCAAAAACUCUCUGAGAGACACCUCCCAGAAGAUACCAGGGGACUCUCCAGCCCAAGUCGCUCUCCAGCCCCCUCUGGACAAUGUAUCAGGUGAUUCUCCAGUGGUUGCUGGUGGCUCCCCUGGGAGACAAAAUGGGAAUGUUGACUGGGAGAAGAGUGAUUAAAGUCAAAGCUGACUUUCUUUUUUUAAAAUGGAAAUUCGACCUGCAGCGAUGUGUCUCAGAGUGGGCAGGUCCUCAAUGAUGUGAAUGGGGUACCACGAUAAAUGUGUAGGCUACGCCGAAACUGUUAAAAUGUUAAGAGAUGUUUUCUAAGUGUGAGGCAUGUGUCCAAGUAUGAUAUGCUGUGAUAACUGGGAAAGAAGGGGACUGCUCAGACUACUCAGUUUUUUGGGAUUGGUGAACAGUGCAGGUCCAAGGUGCUUUGUCACAAAAUGUUUUCAUGAGAGAGGAGAGAGAACUGUUAUCCGUGAUGCUGAACUUUCUUACCUUGUGUAAGAGGAAUAUUUUUAUUGCAUUUGAAAGUUGUGUGUGAUCAGGAAAUCAGUUAAAAUUUCAGGUGAUGCCCGGUGGCUGUAAAUUGAAUAACCUUUUGGCAAAAUAUAUAGAUUCCUGGUUCUACUACUAAGAUGAGAAAAAACUGGAAAUUAUUUCUUGGGAGUGGAACCAUGCCUUUGGGUCACUUCAAAGCAGUUUAUGGGAAGAGGCACAAAAUGGGUCAUUGUUAAUCUGCUCUAAUGCACAACUCUGACUUAUUGAACAGUGGUGACAAAUCUAAAUAAUCUAAAAUAUUUGUGAUUUUAAUUACGGCACUACCACUGAAAUCAACAAAUAUGUAGAAGAUGAUAAAAUUAUCAUAGAAUCAUAGAAUGGUUUGUAUUGGAAGGGACCUUAAAGAUCACUUAGUUCUAACCUGCCACUAGAUCAGCUUGCUCAGAGCUCCAUCUAG
This is a messenger RNA of Chiroxiphia lanceolata (lance-tailed manakin), 2521 nucleotides long. RefSeq names its product major facilitator superfamily domain containing 4B (gene SLC60A2). Bases 34 to 1737 code for a protein of 567 amino acids. The transcript is spliced from 4 exons. The record is from RefSeq and is a predicted model, not a curated record. Lineage: Eukaryota; Metazoa; Chordata; Aves; Passeriformes; Pipridae.